Molecule: messenger RNA, 1571 nt
Organism: Solea solea (common sole)
Lineage: Eukaryota; Metazoa; Chordata; Actinopteri; Pleuronectiformes; Soleidae
Gene: paqr4b
Product: progestin and adipoQ receptor family member IVb
Exons: 3
Coding region: 122-937 (271 amino acids)
Cellular component (GO): membrane
Molecular function (GO): signaling receptor activity
Source: RefSeq, a predicted model, not a curated record
CAAGGAUGGGUUUGAAGGAGAAGAACGCUGAGUUACGUUGGAGUCCUGAGUGCAGGAUCUUCUAAGCAUGUAGAUGGUGAGGGACAGGGACCAGUGAGGGCACAGGCUGCAGGAAGUAGUGAUGGGGCUUUACAAAGGGCCGCGGCUGUUGGACUUUGCAAAGACUCCCGCACACCUUCAGUUCAACAGAUAUGUCCUGACUGGUUACAGGCCAGUGUCCACAGCUCAGGAGUGUCUCAGGAGCCUCUUCUACAUCCACAAUGAGCUGGGCAACAUUUACACCCAUGGGAUCCCUUUCUUCCUUUUCUUGGUGCUGCUUCCUUUCAGCAUUCCCUGGAUGGAGGUGGACAGCAUGUGGAUCUGUGUGGUCCACUACCUGGCCUGCCUCUGCCCCACCAUGGGCUCAGUGGUCUACCAUGUGUUCAUGAACCAUGUGGGUGGAGAACAUGUGUACGACACCCUGCUCUCCCUGGACAUGUUAGGGGUGUGUCUGGUGAACACACUGGGAGCUCUUCCCGUCAUUUACGUCACCCUUCUCUGCUACCCGGCCCUGCAGCAGACGGCCUUGCUGGCCUACGUCCUCCUGUCAGCCUAUGGAAUCUACUGCGCUACUACAGCGCGCACCAACAUCCUGCGGCUGCGAGCGUUCGUCUGGCAGGCUCUGUUCCGCUUCAGCCUCUUCCUUUUCCGCGUGUACGGCAGCGGCAUGGGCAGCCCGAAAUCCACGCGUCUUUUUGUCAUCAUGGACUCUCUGGCUGUGCUGGGCGGGCUGGUGAACAUCAUCCAGAUCCCGGAGCGCUUCAGCCCGGGCCUCUUUGACAACUGGGGCAACAGCCACCAGAUAAUGCACGUCAUGGUGAUUUGCUCCAUUAUCUACCUGCACUGGGGCACAGUGGAGGAUUUAGUCUGGAUUAAGACGUUCCAGUGCCCAACAUAGCGACACCAAGAGUGUCACAGCACAUAAACGCGCGCUCAAAGCUAGAAUUAGAAAGGAGUUGUAGGAAUCAGCCAACACAGAUGAUGAUGAAAGGACAGUUGUUUCAAAAUGCUGCUGAAAUUUACAAUUUGAUAUUUUGACAGAGAAGAGUAACAUCUUAACAUCAGUCAAAUAUCAGCAGAUUGGAUUAAAGCAGACUUUUAACCUAAUUUAACAGCUUGUGAUGGUUAAAUGUCUGGUUGUGGGGAGACAGGGGGCUUAGUGGAAAACCAGCCUUGCAAAGAUCAGGGACGCGACCCGGAGUCCUCAGAAUCAGGGGGUCUCGCCAGAGACUACAAACACCCACUAGCCAGGUACUGCCGAUAAUGUCAAGGCAGCGAUAGCGUUAUUUUAGACGUUUGUUGUCGAAGGAAGCGGCCGUGGGACUGAGCGAGGGGCGACACGCGAGGAAACGUCGGAUGUUUUUCUGAAUGACGAGAAGUGUAAAACACAGAACCAUGUGACACUGAUGCUGACCGGCAUGGACACAGCUCAACGGUUUGUGUUCACAAGUCCCAGCAGAGGGAGGAGGAAGCCGCUACAACAACAGUGAGGAUAAAGUGGUAGACACAAGGGGGCGCUCUGUAGAGACAAA